Pisolithus orientalis is the source of this 3496-nucleotide messenger RNA. Its product is annotated as glycosyltransferase family 20 protein. NCBI's taxonomy places the organism in Eukaryota, Fungi, Basidiomycota, Agaricomycetes, Boletales, Pisolithaceae. The coding region runs from base 127 to 3081 and encodes 984 amino acids. Gene Ontology annotation, biological process: trehalose biosynthetic process. The record is from RefSeq and is a predicted model, not a curated record. Gene Ontology annotation, molecular function: catalytic activity. Gene Ontology annotation, cellular component: alpha,alpha-trehalose-phosphate synthase complex (UDP-forming); cytosol. The transcript is spliced from 14 exons.
GUCGUCCUUAAUCGAGCGGACGCCACCCAUAAAUCAGAUUCCAGCUCUUAACUAGUCUAGUUGGUAGAUAAUCCAUCUCCAUAUAAACCCGACCGUCCUUCCCUUCCUUGCCUAGAAACAUCUUGCAUGGACACCUUUGCAGAGCCAUACACCCGCGCAGGCGACGACAUCUCUCUCGACGCAGUCCGCAAGCAGGUUUCUGCACUCGAAGACGCUCAUCGCACACAGGGCACGCCUCUCUCCGGCCGAAUCGUCCAUGUAUGCCACUACUUGCCAGUCGUGCCCUCUCUUGUCACUCGCACACCCGCCGGCGUCCUCUCGCCUCCACCCACUCCUCCUGUUCUACCGGGCGAGGUACCACCAAGCCCAUCGGACGAGUCAGCAGCAGCCACCGCUGCCAAUGGGGCCCAUGGUGACUCCAACUCAUUAGAUCCGAAAAGGUGGAAACUCGCACCGCGCUAUGGCCACGCUGCCAUGUUCUCAGGUAUCCGCUCCCUCUCAGCCACCCACGAUCAGCUCAUCGUCGGAUGGACUGGUGAUAUCAUGUCCGUCCCCAAUGGGGCUACCUCCAACCCGGAGGAGAACGUGGCACCCUCGGGUGAACGCGUGCCUAGUGCUCAGGUGACUCAGGCAGACAGGGACGCCCUCGAAGCCGAGCUCGUCGGUUACGACGAUGACGGUCAGGGCACCACCGGAGCACAUAAGAUCGAUUACGUUCCCGUCUGGUUAGAGGACAAGGUCGCUCACGGCCACUACGAUGGAUAUUGCAAGAUGACUCUCUGGCCUCUCUUCCACUACCUCCUCUGGCAAGAUGUCGCUACCGAGUAUGCGUCCGCUGACGCAAACUACGAACAAUACGAGCAGGCUAAUCAAGCCUUUGCAUCCCGCCUCGCAUCCGUGCUCAAACUUGGCGAUGUUGUCUGGGUGCACGACUACCAUCUUUUACUCGUUCCUCGUCUGUUGAGGGCAGCCGUGGGCGAGCGAGGUUCAGAUGUCAUCAUCGGGUUGUUUGUCCACACCCCAUUCCCGAGCUCUGAGGUAUUCAGAUGCCUGCCGCGCAGAAAUGAAAUCCUUGAAGGAAUGCUUGGCGCCAACCUCGUGUGUUUCCAGACAUACUCCUACUCCCGACACUUCCUCUCCACUUGUGUCCGCGUCUGCGGACACGAGACCACAUCUCGCACGGUCGUCGCACCCACGAUACCCACGAAUAAUCCGGCCGCAUCGAACCUUAACGGCUCAUGUUCUUCUCCAUGCGCUAAUGCUAUCACCACCAUCGCCACUACCGGGAAGACUGCAGGCCCAGUCGAGCUCGAACGGUCACCCACGAAACGCAACAUUGGUGAGAAAUAUGUAGGCGUCGACGCCCAGGGUCACUUCGUCGCUGUCGGGCAUUGUCCCGUCGGGAUCGAUGCGGAGAGAGUGAAGAGGGAUACCCUGAGACCUGGUGUUCAGCCGAAGCUUGAUGCGCUUAGAACCUUGUAUAGAGAUAAAAAGAUCAUAGUUGGAAGAGAUAAGUUGGACGUCGUCAAAGGGGUCCUUCAGAAGCUCCGUGCAUUUGAGAAGCUCUUACACGAUUAUCCAGAGUGGAGAGGCGAGGUGGUACUUAUUCAGGUGACGUCCCCGGCUUUGACGGAUUCGCCCAAGUUGGAAAGGCAAGUCUCCGAGCUCAUCGCACACAUCAACGGAGAAUACGGAAGUCUCCAUUUUAUACCCGUUCACCACUACCACCAAACACUUAAGAAAGAUGAAUUUUAUGCGCUAUUAGAAGCAGCUGACCUAGGCGUAAUCACCCCCCUCCGAGAUGGAAUGAACACGACGUCCAUGGAGUUUGUGAUCGCACAGGAGAUAACCAAGAAGUCGCCGUUGGUGUUGAGCGAAUUUAUGGGCAUUAGCCAACAUAUGUCUGAGGCAUUACUGGUUAACCCCUGGGAUCUUGGUGACGUUGCCGCUGCCAUGAACCGCGGUCUUCUCAUGUCCGAAGAAUCGAAGGCCUCGAGACAUGCAGCACUCCAUCGCGUCGUGACGACGCACACCUCUCACACCUGGGCGUCCGUCCUCGUGAAAAUGUUACUCUCCCAGAUCACUGGGCAGACUACGGCGAGGCGCACGCCGUACUUACCCAAGGAUAGGCUGAAGGAGAGCUACGAUCGGGCGAAGAAGAGGCUGUUUUUGUUUGAUUAUGACGGGACAUUGACCCCGAUCGUCAAGACCCCCGCCAUGGCCGUUCCCUCCAACGAUGCCCUCCUUGCGCUGACAAAACUCACUUCCGACCCAGCUAACAUCGUGUAUAUCGUCUCGGGGCGAGACCAAGCCUUCCUCGAACUCCACCUUGGCCACAUCCAACACCUCGGUAUGAGUGCCGAACACGGUGGCUUCGUACGCGAACCUCACGACAGCAAUCGCAAGUGGAUUAAUUUCACGGAAAAGUUGGAUAUGGGAUGGAUGGAAGAGGUUUUGGAGAUAUUCAAGUAUUACACGGAACGGACGACCGGAAGUCACAUUGAGGUUAAGAAGUCUGCAAUCGUGUGGCACUAUAGAGCCAGCGAUCCGGAGUGGGGGUUGUUCCAGUGCAGGCAGUGCCAAGACUUAUUAGAGAAUAACGUGGUUUCUAAGCGCCCGAUCGAGGUGCUUGUUGGGAAAAAGAACCUCGAGGUCCGGCCGAUCGCUGUCAACAAGGGCGAAAUUGUCAAGCGUCUCUUAUACACGAAUCCGGAUGCAGAGCUCGUCUUUUGUGCGGGUGAUGACAAAACCGACGAAGAUAUGUUCCGCGCACUCCAUGUUUUCCCUUCCUCUCCCUCUGGGAGGACGACCAUGGAAGCACCCCUCUCAGUAACACUCGCCAAUAAAUCCUCGUCGUCUUCCGGCUCGUCUCCCGCAGCACCGGAUGUCGAACUUGCGAUUCAGCCUGAAGAUAUUUUCACUACCUCCGUAGGACCCAGUUCGAAGCGGACGCUGGCAGGUUGGCAUGUGACGACUCCUGAGGAGGUCGUCGAUCAUAUGUUGUAUAUCCUCGGGGAGCGGGGUAAUGGUGCUACUGGGAACAGCAGCUCGCCCGCGAACGCUGAGACGUCCUCGCUCUAAAGCGGGGGCGUGACGGCUGGCAGCGCCUGCAAGUGCUCGUGGUCGGGCUUUGGACAAUACUAUUAUGUAGACAAUGAUGGCGAUGGUGAUCAUAGAGCACAGUUGAAAGUGGGAGGCUGUCUAGAGAGGCGGGCGGUAAGUUCGUCUCUCUUAGCUUCGUCAAUGGUGGGCUGUUUUCCGGCGGGUUGGUCAUCUUUACUUUUCGCAUUCUCUAAGUUAGUGAAUCCUGCAAGAUCAGGAAUGACAUGUCUAUAUACACCGUCUGCAAUAGAGAUUCCCUGUAUUUUCUUCGAUAGUGGGCGGCACUGAAGGGGUAAAGGUAAUCAAAUUUUGUUCUCAUGCACGCCUACGUAUCUCAGUUCCUAGGGAUGAAGCCGAAGCACUGAGCUGCAUAUAUACCACGGUAGUUGAUCCC